CAACACUUGUUUAUAGUUUUAAAAGCAGACACAUGUUACAAAAAACCUUCUUAAAAUUUUAGGGGGAAAUAUGUUUCAAAACAUAAGUUUUACGUUUUUGUGCGCCUUGGCGUUUAUUUCGUGGUCGUUGUUAUGCUAUUUACACGCCAUCGAGGAGCUGCCAACUAAAUCAGAUUACGUCGUGGAACUGUAUACAGAGCGUCCAACCCUCACAGAUGUGCUAAAUUAUUGUCCUAGCCAAUCGGAACAAAAUAACAUUAUAGAUCGUUUAUUUGAUAUGCUCAAAACCUAUGGACUUGUCCUCAUUACCACUGUGGCGCUCUCUAAACUGUUGCAGUGGUUGGAGUUGCAGGCAAAAACUUGUAUGCAAAACGAUGAAGAAAUACUUGCACUUCCUUUUAUCGUAAACGUGCCGAUCGAACCGAUCGAGCCCAUCGAACCCAUCGAACCCAUCGAAGAGAACAAAGUGGAGACAGUCGAGACAGUGGAGACAGUGGAGACAGUGGAGACAGUGGAGACAGUGGAGACAGUGGAGACAUUGGAGACAGUGGAGACAGUGAACACCUUGGAGGUAGUCGAUGCCAUGGAAAUCGUGGAGAACGUGGACGCAGUGGAGACCAUGGAGACUGUGGAGCCCGUGAUGGCAUUGGAGACCGUGGAUACCAUGCAGACCGUAAUGGCAUUGGAGACCGUGGAGACCGUGGAGACAGUGGAGACCGUGGUGGCAUUGGAGACCGUGGAGAGAGUAGGGGACGUAGAGACUAUGGAAAAACCUAAGAUAGUGGAGGAAGUAAAGAAAAUGUGCGAUCCAGAAACUUCGCCAAAAAUUCUAAAGGAAAAUAUCGAGCUGAGAGAGCAGUUGAAUGAUUUGCAGGCGCGUUGUCGUGAGCUGCUUCAGGAACUGCGCGCUGUCAACAGCAACAGCAUAAGUAGUUGCCAUGAGCUACGCCGCAAUCCAUCCAACAGCAGUUUCAGCGGCCCCGAUACGGGUGUUUUUCAAAAUACGGACGAUUCUUCGGGCGUGGUAAUGUGGAAGCAGCCCGCCGCCAUGAAAUCUAGCGGGCUUUCCGUGGUGCAGUGUCGCGAUUCUUCGUCUUCAACGUCGCGGAACGUGUAUGUGACCCACAGCCACUAUCACAUUAAUAUUAAUGGGCCGGUGCACCUGACAAAGCAAAAUAUAAAUAUUGCUGUUUCAAGCCGCCCAAAGAAAUUACGCAGACGAAGUGAAUUUUUGCAAGUGUGGGGCACAUUCAUUAAAGGUCCGAAUGAGCGGCCCAUGUUAACGGGUAUAAAUAACAUCUUGAUGUGAAAGGCGCACAAAUCUGUAUA
Messenger RNA from Drosophila novamexicana, 1329 nucleotides. RefSeq lists its product as uncharacterized. The record is from RefSeq and is a predicted model, not a curated record. Lineage: Eukaryota; Metazoa; Arthropoda; Insecta; Diptera; Drosophilidae. The transcript is spliced from 2 exons. Bases 71 to 1309 code for a protein of 412 amino acids.